AUGAGCGACUUCCUCCCCGCUGAUACCACGGCGUCCCCCGCCGCGUCCCCGUUCCGCUGCCUUCCCCCGCGUUCGCCUGCGUCAAGCCCACGCACGCCAACCAAGCCCGCGACGCGGCCAUUCUCCAGCGCCUCCGGCACCCGGCCCCGUGCCCUAGCAGACGACCACUCUGCCCAUCCGCCCAAACCCAGCACGGACAAAUUUGCGCUCGGUCUUUCUCUCCGUUCCGGCCCAGGUCACGCCCUGCCCCCAAGUCCCGCCGCCCGGCGCUCCUCCGCCGCCCGCAUGUCUUGCAACGAGGUCUCCCCGGCCACUCGCACGACACGCUUUGGCUUCCCCAUCCAUCGGCCCCUAGCCCAUCAGUCUGGCCACGCCCCCGCCCGUACGUCCAGGUGCCCCCCGCCACUCGCCCACCUACCCGGGCCCUCGUCAUUUAAUGAUCCCCCGUCCCUUUCCUCCUCCCUCGACUCUCCCACCCCUUCCGUGCUCUCCCUCCCCACCCCGCACAGCAAGCGCUCCCUCACCCACGCCCGCACCCGCAGCGCCCUCGCCGCGCCCACUUCGCUCUCAGUCUCCGUCUGCAGCAGCGUACUCUCCGACUGUCCCCAGUGGGAGCCGUCCACACCGUCACCGUCACCGCUUUCGCACGCGACCCGCUCAACGCGAUUGCUUUCCCACUGGUCACCACACUCUCGCACAGCGUCAUCCGUCAGGCGUGGACUCCUCCCCUUACCCCCGCGCCCUACUCUCGCCAUGUCCAUGCACGUCUACGCCCCGUCACCCGUGCUCUCCAACGGCACGUCACCCCACACUGCGCGGCCCCGUUCGAGGUCAAGACCGGAGACUGCUUCCCGUCCUUCCUCACCUCUCACCUCCUCUGUCCCUCUUCCUCAACGCCCUCCGAUGCCCCGCCCUCCUAGCCGCUCUGAGCGCUUACUCCGCGACACCCUCCGUCGCGCCGAGGAACAGGAAAGGAUCCACAACCCCGUCCCUUUCUUCAGCACCCCCGCCUCGCCCAUCGCCCACGGCCACCAUCUCCCAGCUGCCGCACCGGGCGGCCGUCGCCAUCGCCGCGCUACGUCCUCUUCGUCCUCGUCGUACGACCAUUUCGAAGACACCGUCGACGAGGAGAGUCCUGAGGAAGACGAGAGGCUGUGGCGCACAAACCGCACCGUGUCGUCACCGACAAGACCUCAUCACAAAGACUCUGUAGCGCGAAAUCCCCCCGCCUCUCCGUCCCUAGCUCGCGUUCAGCUUCAACGCUCGCCGAAGACAUCCCCCUCCAUCCCCACUCGGCGUCUGCACUCGCAGUCAGUGUCGCAUCCCGCGGCGCCUGCGCGGAUUGCGGCGGACAUGGAGAACAUGUCUCUCACGCCGCACGAGGCUGUCCUCCGCAAGCGUCUGGAGACAAUGCUGAAGACUCAAAGCCGGAGGGCGGGCAGCAUUGAGCGCCGCGAGUACGACGGUGGUCUCAGCAGUGGCAGCGGCGACUCGAUGUCGAGCAGUCGGAAUAUGAGUGGCGAGGGCGAUUUCUUCUUCGGCCCUGCCCGCGACUUGAGCCACACCUCUCUGUCGUCCGCCGACAGACCGAUGCCCUUGCCCUCAAAACACCACACGCCACGCGGCAGCCAUAAGCCGGCGUCGUCGCGCAAGGGCAGCUCAGCCAGCAGCAACGGACCGCUCACGCCUCCGCCAUCGCCGCCGUUCAAUGCCCGCGAGGCCGCGGCGCAAUGCGGUGCGAUGGAUGGGUAUGUCUCGUUCGCUACCAUCGAGGGCCUCGGCGUCCCCGACGGUAGCGAUGAGGAGGAAGAGGACGCGUCAUCGCGCAGCCGCUGGUUCCAGUGGCUGCACCUCGCCGGGAAGGCGCAUGAAGGCGACCACGUCCGUCAACGGAGCGAGGCGUCUAGUACGUCGAGAUAA
Epithele typhae is the source of this 1920-nucleotide messenger RNA. RefSeq lists its product as uncharacterized. Lineage: Eukaryota; Fungi; Basidiomycota; Agaricomycetes; Polyporales; Epitheliaceae. The transcript is spliced from 3 exons. The coding region runs from base 1 to 1920 and encodes 639 amino acids. The record is from RefSeq and is a predicted model, not a curated record.